Striga asiatica is the source of this 1023-nucleotide messenger RNA. The record is from the annotation of a GenBank genome assembly. Lineage: Eukaryota; Viridiplantae; Streptophyta; Magnoliopsida; Lamiales; Orobanchaceae.
AUGAAUCUAAUGACGCUACCGCUGCUAAUUGCUAGCAUUUUGCUGCUCAUUACUCCUCCCGGAGGUUUUGUCACAGCCUCCAGCGACCUUGCAGCAAUAACAGCCCUCCGGCAAUCCCUGGGCGGCCCCAUCUCCGCCGCGUGGGUUGGCACUAAAGUCUGCGAGAUGCCGGGCAUCGUCUGCGACCCGGAAACCCUCCGAAUCACCGACAUCGUCCUCCGCGCCGGCGAGGUCUCCGACAGCUCCCUCCGAAACUCGAAGCUCCACUUCGCCGGCAGAGGAUGGGCCGGGCUGAUCUCCGACUCGAUCUGCCUGCUCGACCAGCUCACCACACUCAUCGUCACAGACUACUGGCCCUCGAUCUCCGGCGAGAUCCCGCCCUGCAUCGCCUCCCUCUCGCGCCUCCGGAUCCUCGACCUCUCCGGGAACGGAAUCACCGGCGAGAUCCCGGCGGGAAUCGGGAAGCUGAACCAGCUCGUCGUGCUGGAUCUGGCCGAUAACCAGAUCUCAGGCUCGAUUCCUCCAUCAAUCGUGGAUCUCUGCAGCCUGAAGCUCCUCGAUAUCAGCAACAAUGGGAUCUCCGGCGAGAUCCCGUCGGAGAUGGGGAAAAUGAGUAUGCUGAGCCGGGCGAUUAUGAGAGGGAACCUGCUCGCCGGCUCGAUUCCGAAAUCAAUUGGGGUUUUGUCGAGGUUGGCCGAUUUGGAUCUGUCCGUGAACCAGAUAUCCGGUUCGAUUCCUGAAGAAAUCGGGUCGAUGCGGGUUUUGUCGGUUCUCAACCUUUUCUCCAACCAGCUGACGGGCGAGAUUCCGGCUAGUCUGUUUGGGAACAGGGGUUUGAGUUACGUGAAUUUAAGCCGGAAUUCUCUACAGGGGCAUUUGCCGGAUAGUUUUAGCCCCGACAAUUAUUUUCUAGUGCUGGAUUUAUCGUCUAACAAGUUGACAGGUGAAGUUCCCAAGUCUAUUAAGACAGUUAAGUAUAUGGGGAUCUUGGAUUUGAGUGACAAUAACAUUGUUGAGGCCUAA